GCUGAGCUGAUUUGUUUAGUUUAGUAAAUUUUUGUGUAUAUUGUGUGCAAUUUCUGUGUAUAAUCUUAACCUGCUAAGGAACCGGUAACUAUUGCUAUUGCUGUGCAAAGCUGUGGAGUAAAGAUGAGCUUUCCAUCAGAAAUAUAAGACGGGGUGUCAAACAGCAAAACUAUAGGAAUUAUGAAGCAAAACUAUAUAUAGAAAAAAAAGCAGACGGUGCUGCAAGAGGAGGAUAAACACCAGUCAACCACAAGCAACUGACACAAAUGAUAAGCUCAACAGUUUUGCAAGACUAAAUGAAGCUAAAUGAAGAGUUUAUUGUGCCUUUAUAAAAACUGAUGGUACAUGCAUGACCUUCUUUACUUUUAGCAGCAGCUUUGAAUGAGGCACAGGGAGAGAGAGAGAGAGUUCCCAUAUCACACAAAUGUCCAUGCUCCUAUAACAAAAUUCUUUUUUUUUCCUACUUGGUGCGAUGUGUGGGUUCCUAUGUCUCUAUUAUGAUUGUAAUCUUUUCUUAUGAGCAGCCAGCCUUAUCUCUGACAUUUUGCCAUAGCGUGUAUCAGUCUGUGAGCUUUUGUUUCUACAGGAUGUGUCGCACGCUGAAUUAACUGCUGUGUUUUACAUGACAUGCUCAGUCACUUCCUACACAUCUGCUCAAACCAACCCCAUCCCCUGUGAUGAUCGUCUCACACUCGACCAGACACGGACAACUGAUAAGACUUCAGAGGGAAAUUGGCCUAAACUCACAAUGUUGCAUCCUUGAAAACUCAGAGGAGGCUGAUGCCAGCAAACAGUUUGUCGAAGGCUGCAGUCGAAAAAAAUUCAGCACAGCUCUGCCACAACAGGAAACAAGAGAAAAAAGCGCCACUGUCACACGAGUGAGACCUGCAGACCUGCGUUGAUGAAGCUGUGUGUGAACUGAUACGAUGGACAGCCCGUCCUCCAUAGUGAGGCGGCGAGCCUGGAUCAACAGCAGCCGACAGUGGCCCACUCUGGAGGAACCGGAGGGGCCGUCGUCCCGAUUCCUGUCGGCCUCAGUAGCAGACGAUGACGUGUUUUCUGAUGGAUGCUUCACAGGAAAGAUUGAGAACUGGCUUCUUGGUUGUGGGUCAGAAAUCUGUCCCGAGAACACCAGCCGGCUGAGUUUUGAGUCUGCACUCAAAACCAACAACUGUGAUGAUGACCUGAGCCUCGGCGCUGAUGCUUCUGUAGUAAGAGGUGGAGACAUUUCAUGUGAAGCAGGCCGUGCACCGCAUCCAUCCCUGAAACGACACAGCAGCAGCACGUCUCGUCCAGGAUUAUCUUUGCCAUCACUGAGCCUGGGCAUCAGCAUGGCCUCCAGCUGCCUCUCCUCGUCCACCUGUAAAACCACAUCAAGUGUUUCAGAGGUCCUGCAGAUGUGUUCAGAAGAUGCAGAGGAGACACUGUUUGAGUUGGGCUUUGGCUCCGAUGAGCCACAAGUCCAUGUACGCAUCCCACCUCGCUUCUUUACCUUCCCCUCUCAGGCUCAAGGCAUCAACUUCCGCCUCUUUCUUGACUCACAGCUACGGCGAAUACGAGAGGAGGACCCCAGCCUCUCUCUUGCAAGUCGCUUCAGACAAGUCCAGGUGCUCACAGCCAUGGCCAAUGCCUUUUACUCCCUCUACUCCCACGUGUCGCGCACUCCUCUCCAGAAACUGGCCACACCGGAGUUUACCUUCUCGUCUUCCAUGGAGAGGAUCGAACGUUUCAGAAGCAGCAUUCGCAGUGAGCCACGCUCUCCGGUGGAGAGGCUGAAAGACACCGUCUCCAAGAUGUGCCUCUACACCGGUUCUCCCAGAGGCUCAGACUCCACUUCUCCACAGCCUUCACCCAGGAAGAGAUCCAGCCUCCCAGAUGUUGUGGAUUUAUUGCUGGUGAAAGCCAAGACUGGAGGUGGCAAGAAACUGGAUUUUGAGGAAUAUAAGAGGAGCAGCGUUAGUCAGUUAGGUUCAAAUGACGGGAAAUCUUGUAACAGAGGGGAAGAGGAGAUAACGCAUCCUAACAUGGAAGACACAGGAAAUCUUCAACAUGCAAAUAAGGGGAUGCACAGCAGUAAACACUCUGCUGAUGCUGCUGAAAACAUCAUCCACCGAACACACAAUGAGAGCAGGACAUCUGUAGACUCGUCAGUAUCAGGAGAAACUGUGAUACAGCCUAGUGAUCACUUUUUUUCAUGCCACGACACAAAUUCCCCUCAAAGUGACACAAGGACAACAGCUGAGAUAAAGCCCGUUGCCAGGGUUACUCACGAUCUAAUCUGCCCCCAGAUAGCCGAGAAGGUACAUCAGGCAUCCUUCUGUACUCAACACACAGAUACAGAUACAUCAUGUGCAAGUAAAAAUAAACCCCACAUACAAGUCCCUAUCUCAUGCUCGGGUGAUAUUACCUCUACAGCAGAGUCCAGAUCACUUCCUGUCCUGGCCCAAAGUGGCACCUACACUCAUUACUGCAUCACUGUGACGGGCUGGGAGGGGGACAACACCUCUGCUUCGUUAUUGAACACACGGGAUUCCAGCAAUACCUUAAGCCUCCCGCCAGUCCACGCAGGCGAGGAGCCGUUAAACGAGGGGAAAACCUCGUACCUGACUCCUGUGACACCUCAGGGCCUGGGAUUUCUCUCCAAUAACCUGCAACAAGUUAACUCUUUUGAGCUGGAGGAGGUGCACAGUGCAGGGGAGGAAGAUUUGAGUCAGUCGGACACAACAACAACCUCGCCGUUGUCCACCAAACAUCAAAACAAAGGUGAAGUGACCCGCGGGGACAGCGUGCAGUCAGACAGCAGCGGCUACGCGGACGAAGAAGUCAGUUCCUCUUCAGACAGACACGGCAAAUGACAAGAAACGGAGUGAAACAACGUUCAAAGGCGACGUUGUUUUUCUAGCCUUUGGAGUGAAGAUUUGUCUCUCUACAAGUCAUGGUUUUGAAAACCAUCCAAGUAAUAGCCUAGAGCCAAAGGAUUGAAAUGUCUCUUUCUUUGGAGAGGACUUGCAUAAGAAUUUCAUCAGCUCGACACUGAAGGACAGUCCCGUCCCCCCCACCCCCCAGUGCUCAUACUACAAAUAUUGUAAGGAAUAAACAUAAAGUUGCUAAAAGGGCUUUAAUGAAACUGUGGAGAUCAUAUUUUAGAGUAAUGAGGCAGUCUGGAGUUACAUCAUGUCCAGUGUAUCACACACAAGAGAAUGCAGUAAAUUUACAUCAAAUGUUUUAUUGGAAACAAAGUCAAUUUCACAUGGAGCUCAAACUUUAAAAACUGGGAAACAUUUCUUUGACGAUGACAAAAAAACAACAGCAGCACUAAUACUGUGUCAGCACCUGAAAUUUAAAAAUGAAUUUCAUUUAUCAGAAAAAAAAGGAACACGCAGAUCUGCCAUUUCAAAGAGAAUGAGGUUCAUUUUGUGUCGGCCUUCAUUGUGCAAAUAACAAUGUCCUUUUAAGUAGAACAAAAACGGUUCACUCUGUUCAAUAUUUAUUUCAGCAGAGUGGAAACCAGAAUGUCAGCAGAUUAGCAAGUACAGUACAAUAAAGGUGAUGAUGAAACUUU
Molecule: messenger RNA, 3562 nt
Organism: Solea senegalensis (Senegalese sole)
Lineage: Eukaryota; Metazoa; Chordata; Actinopteri; Pleuronectiformes; Soleidae
Gene: tespa1
Product: thymocyte expressed, positive selection associated 1
Exons: 12
Coding region: 927-2855 (642 amino acids)
Molecular function (GO): signaling receptor binding
Source: RefSeq, a predicted model, not a curated record